This is a messenger RNA of Phascolarctos cinereus (koala), 1168 nucleotides long. RefSeq names its product thymidine kinase 1 (gene TK1). Gene Ontology annotation, biological process: thymidine metabolic process. Gene Ontology annotation, molecular function: thymidine kinase activity; ATP binding. The record is from RefSeq and is a predicted model, not a curated record. NCBI's taxonomy places the organism in Eukaryota, Metazoa, Chordata, Mammalia, Diprotodontia, Phascolarctidae.
GCGAGAGCUCCCUAUUGGCUGCUGAGUCCAGGUUAAAGGCAGUCUGCGCGGGAACCUUACCGCGGGAAUACAGGCCAGCUGACCCGGUGAUUGCUUCUCUGUUCGCUCCGGACUCAGGAUGAGCUGCAUUAACCUGCCCACCGUGCUGCCCGGCUCACCCAGCAAGAUCCGGGGACAGAUCCAGGUGAUCUUGGGGCCCAUGUUCUCCGGGAAAAGCACAGAGCUCAUGAGGAGAGUCCGGCGAUUCCAGAUUGCUCAGUACAAGUGCCUUGUGAUCAAGUAUGCCAAAGACACUCGAUAUGGCAAAAGUUUCUCCACACAUGACCGGAACACUAUGGAAGCACUUCCAGCCUACUUGCUUCGGGAUGUGGCCCAGGAUGCCCUGGCUGUGACUGUCAUUGGCAUUGAUGAGGGACAGUUUUUUCCGGAUAUUGUGGAAUUCAGUGAGAACAUGGCAAAUGCUGGGAAAACUGUGAUUGUAGCUGCACUGGAUGGGACCUUUCAGAGGAAGCCAUUUGGGAAUAUCCUGAACUUGGUACCACUGGCCGAAAGUGUGGUGAAACUAACAGCAGUGUGCAUGGAGUGCUUCCGGGAAGCUGCUUAUACCAAGAGACUGGGGGUGGAGAAAGAGGUUGAAGUGAUUGGUGGUGCUGAUAAAUAUCACUCUGUGUGCCGCCUCUGCUAUUUCAAGAAGUUCUCAGGACAAUCUGCUGUGCUGGAGAACAAAGAGAACUGCCCCCUGAGUGGGAAGUCAGGGGACACCUCAAGCUGUCGCAAACUCUUUGCUGCUCAACAGAUUCUACAAUGCAGUUCAAACAACUGAGGCAGUAGGGUUGUUCCUGGAACUGACCUUGGCCUGGGAAGAUAAAUUCCAGCACUCUGGCCGUGUGGGGGGGGGGGGAGAAGUCACCUGGACCUGCUUCUUGCUUUCUAGCCACCCCACAUCCAUAGCUGUUGCUUAUAUCCAUAUCCUGGUUUUAUCUUCCCCAGAAGAUGAGACCUUAGGAAGGGGGGAAUAAGAAAGAAGCAGUGCUUUAUAACUUGGAACAAACCUUUUGAACCCAAGACUAUACAACUUAAUUCUACACUUCCCCUACUUGCCAUCCUACCCACCCUGCCCCCACUUCUGCUUGGUCUAUAAACAUUGCCAGUAAAACCCCUCACCUUC